Molecule: messenger RNA, 632 nt
Organism: Aureococcus anophagefferens
Lineage: Eukaryota; Pelagophyceae; Pelagomonadales; Pelagomonadaceae
Product: expressed protein
Exons: 1
Source: RefSeq, a predicted model, not a curated record
AUGGCGGAGCCGCUGGGCCUCGGCAUGGGCACGCUGGACGCCAUGGCGGAGCGCAGUCCCGUCAAGGCCAUCCAGGUCGUCAUCGCCGAGCCGCCGGAGCCCGAGCCGGAGCCCGAGCCGGAGCCCUUCGCGCUGCCGCAGAAGAGCCUGGCCGAGAGCCUGUCGCCGUCGCGCUUCAGCGCCUGCACGGAGCGGACGUCGCUGAUGAUCAGCGAGCGGCCGUCGGUGCUGACCUUCGACGCCGCGGCGGCGGACUUCGCGGACAGGCCCGCGCCGCCGCGGCCGCCGCGGCGGAAGCCGGCGCGGGGCCCGCGGCCGACGCCCAAGGGCGCGGCGCCCAAGGGCGCGGCGCCCCAGGGCGCGGCGCCGCGCGAGAAGGUGCCCUGGGACGCGACGACUUUAUUCACGUCGGGCGUGAGCCUCAUCAAUCUCAAGCGGCGCACGGACCGCCUCGAGGCCUUCCUCGAGGACGCGCCGAAGGCGCUCGGCGACGGCGUCGCCGUCGACGUCGUCGAGGCCUUCGACGGCUUCCAGCUCCACCGGGGCGGGUCCUUCCUCAACGGCAUGUUCGAGCCGCUCUGGGACGCGUCGAAUUUGGCGGACCGCGAGCCGUCCGUCGAGCCCGGCUGUAG